AUGUCUCUUCUGACCUCUUGUGCCCUCCAGGUAGGACUGCUUGACAGCGUCAUCCGCGCAUAUCGCAGCUCCAGCGCCAGCUCCAGCCCUUGGGACAGCGCAGCCUUUGACUCGCUCACCCUCCUCGCAACCGUCCUCCUGGGGGGCCGGUAUGCCAAGGCUCUCUUGUCACAGCAUACAUUUGCAGCAACGGCAUCACUUGCCGCAUUACUGCCUUCGGAAGCUCUCGUCGUGGCUGAGGAUGAGGGGGAGGGGGAGGGGGAAGGGGAGGUCGGUGCCGGUGUCAGUGCCGUCAGACAUAUACCUCCGUCAAUGUUGAGGGUUGGAGAUGUUGUCCUUGUCCAUCCCAACACUGCCGCCCCGUGCGAUGGCGACGUCGUCACAGGGAGCAGCGAGAUGCUCGAGGCUUGCCUGAACGGUGGAACGGUGCCCCGACCCAAGCGAGCUGGAGACCCGGUCUUUACAGGCUGCGUCAACCUACGCCAAACCCUCAAGAUCCAGGUAACUCGGGCAGGAAAGGACACAUGGCUCGAAAAGGCCUUGGAAACGACGCUGAGUGCUACCAGAAACAAAUCGUCUGUUCAGGCCCUCUCCGAGACCGCAGCCGAGUAUUUCGUGCUCGUGGUCUUCUCUGUCAUGCUUGCCGCCUGCUCACUCGAAGCAUACUACCACUUCACGGACAUGUCAUCUGUUCUGCACAGGGCUUGCUUGAUCCUCCUAUCGGCCUGCCCUUGCACACUUGGUCUCAGCGUCCCAUCAUGCAUCAUGGUAGCAACUGGUGUGGCGGCAAGGCAUGGGGUCUUGAUGAGCCCUCGCCCGUCGUGUCUGCAGGCUGCUACAACAUUAAGGAUGAUCAUGUUGGAUAAGACUGGGACUCUGACUCGAGGCAACGUCAAGGUCAAAGAGCAUCACAUGUCUAGCACGGUCCCUCCAGCUCUCCAUCCUCUUAUCUUCAAGGUCAUCUUCCAGGCAGAAAUCGGGUCUCAACAUCCCAUCGCCACAGCUCUACGACAGUACUGUGCCAUGUUGUGUGCAGAAGAUCAUGCCGCCGGGCUGAGGAGUCAGGUGCACUCAGUCCACACCCACCAUGGACUGGGAGUCUCGGCCCUCGUCAACCUCCCUCCCCAACCUGAUCCAGCGACCAUUCGCAUCGGGAGUCUCAGAUACAUGCAGUGGUCCCAUUGCACACCGGCACCCGACCUCGAGUACUGUAUUGAACGCGAACCAGGGCCAUCUCCAUCACCCGUUGGCGCUUUCAGCCCCGGCAGCGUCUAUAUCGCCCUCGACAGCACCGUCAUCUGCACUAUCCAACUGACCGACCCACUCGAACCUUCGGCGUCCAGAUUUGUCUCCACGGCCCACUCCCUCGCCCUCUCCGUCGGGAUCCUGACGGGCGAUACUCUCUCCUCCGUCGUGCCUGUGGCUGCUUCGCUUUCCAUCCCCCGCUCGCGUGUCUGGGCUUCAUGCCUUCCCCACGACAAGGCACGCAUCAUCUCCGGUUUGAAAGAAAGAUACUCCUCCCCCAAAGGCUGUGUGGCAAUGGUAGGCGAUAACAUGAAUGACAUCCCGGCACUCUCCGCCGCCGACCUCAGCAUUGCCGUCGCCACCGACGCCUUCCAAUUGCCUGACGGUGUUGCCGACGCACUGAUCCUGAAUUCUCCAUCAUCUCCUUCUGUGUCCCACACAAUUCAAGGGUCUCGGCAGGAACAUGAUGAUCAUUCGUCAUCACUGCCGCGAGUUCUCUUCAUCAUAUCCCUCUUAGCCCGCACCUCCCAUAUCAUCCAACAAAAUGUUCUGUGGGCGUUGUGCUACAACACGGUUGUAUUAUUUCUUAGCUCUGGAUUGGGGCGGUUGAUCGGGCUGACAUGGGACAUGUCACCGCUGCACGCGGCGUUGGGCAUGAGCCUGAGCAGUCUUGCGGUGUUAGCCAACAGUUUGAGAUUGGAAGGAGAAGACAUGUGGCCCCUUCAGAGAUCACGAGGGCCGGGCAAGUCAGGGGUGGACCUGAUGCGAGGCUGA
Capronia epimyces CBS 606.96 is the source of this 2019-nucleotide messenger RNA. RefSeq lists its product as uncharacterized. The transcript has a single exon. Gene Ontology annotation, cellular component: membrane. Bases 1 to 2019 code for a protein of 672 amino acids. The record is from RefSeq and is a predicted model, not a curated record. Gene Ontology annotation, biological process: monoatomic cation transport; copper ion homeostasis. Gene Ontology annotation, molecular function: ATP binding; copper ion binding; P-type divalent copper transporter activity. Lineage: Eukaryota; Fungi; Ascomycota; Eurotiomycetes; Chaetothyriales; Herpotrichiellaceae.